This is a messenger RNA of Pleuronectes platessa (European plaice), 1395 nucleotides long. It is a transcript of the gene sftpbb, whose product is annotated as surfactant protein Bb. The record is from RefSeq and is a predicted model, not a curated record. The transcript has 11 exons. Lineage: Eukaryota; Metazoa; Chordata; Actinopteri; Pleuronectiformes; Pleuronectidae. Bases 16 to 1014 code for a protein of 332 amino acids. Gene Ontology annotation, biological process: lipid metabolic process.
GUGCUCCCGCUCACCAUGACCUCACCUUGGCCCGUGCUUGUGAUACUCGCGUCUCUUUGUCCAGGAGACUGCAGGUUCAUCACCGACACUUUGUCUCUCAUCAGACAGGAGGCUCUGACACUGGACACGUGUUCAGAAUGCAGACAGGUCGUCCAGCUGUCCACUAACAUGAUCUCCAGCAGAGACACUAAGGAAACUGUGUAUGCAGGCUUGCAUGCUCUGUGCCAGCGCUUCCCACGGGAACAGGCAUCACAGUGUGACUCCCAGCUGAAGACGUAUCUGCCCAAAGUGCUGCACCAAUCACCUGGUCACCUGAAGCCAGUCGAGACCUGUGUGGCUCUUGGACUUUGUGCUGCCCACAAGGAGGAGGAGCUGCUGAAACUUCCCCACCACGCCGCUGAUAAAGACACUUCCAGCUCUGCGCUUGGUACAGCCAUCAGCAGCUAUGAGCAGUUCAACCCAGCUUGCUCCCUGUGUCUGUUUGUCAUCAGGAAACUGGAGACCCUUUUGCCUAAAAACAUGACUGAGGAAACCUUAAUGAAGCUGAUGGGAGAGGUCUGUGACCUUCUACCUCAUAGCUACAAGGACCAAUGUGAUGACUUCAUCAGUAAAUAUGGCGUAGAGAUAGUAGAGUUCCUCCUGUCGUCUGCUGCGCCUCAGACUAUAUGUACCCUGCUGCACCUGUGUUUGUUUGAGGAGCAGCUUCCUCCAGGGACGUUCCUCCCCUCGGACUGCGAGUCGUGCCGCACGCUGGCUGUGCUGAGCCGACUGCACCUGGGUCCUAACUCCACCGAACCUCAGACCGCGUCUUUCCUGCAGUCCGUGUGUGUCCAUCACCCCAAUGCCAUCCACAAGUGCCAAACUUUCACCAAAAUCUAUGGCUCCCGACUGCAGAAGGUUUUGGGAAACCCGAAGGAGGUUCCGCAUGCUUGUGAAAGAGCUGAUCUGUGUGUUGCCCUGAAGAAGGUGGAGCCGCUGGGGAAGCGUCGUUGCACUGAAGAACCAUAUUGUUAGUUUAACUGAUAACAGUGAUGCACAGGUUUUCUGUGACAACACAUGAUGAUGAAGAUGAUUAAACCAAACUGUAGUUAUAUGUUCACAAAUAAUCACUUUUUUGUUUCAAAUGAUUCCACUUAAAAGUUUUGCACUUUACUUUUAUUACUUUUGGGUAAAUUAUUCAUCCCGCUAUUUCAAUCAGCCAUAAAUAUUCAUCGUGAACUAUUCUGGUUUGCAUGCUUGUAUCGCGAGACCAGGGCCGGGAUUCAGUAUGAAACAUGUUUCUGAGGCGGUUAAGUCAAAUGUAAUGCCCCUUUCAAUAUGUAUGUCACUAUGUAUGUGAAAAUGCUUGGCUGUAAGAUGAACCCUCAAUACGUAUUAAAGACAGUUUGGACAGUU